CUCCGAAUCCCUUCGCCGUCCUGGGUCACAGCAGAGCUCGGAGCCGCCUGUAAGACGCUCUGACGGCCUGUGCAGGUUUUGGUGUUCCUAAGAGCCAUACCAUGAACACCUCCCCUGGCACAGUGGGCAGUGACCCCGUCAUCUUGGCCACUGCAGGCUAUGACCACACCGUGCGUUUCUGGCAGGCCCACAGCGGGAUCUGCACCCGCACCGUGCAGCAUCAGGACUCUCAGGUGAACGCGUUGGAGAUCACACCAGACCGCAGCAUGAUUGCUGCUGCAGGUUACCAGCACAUCCGCAUGUAUGAUCUCAACUCCAAUAAUCCCAACCCCAUCAUCAGCUAUGAUGGUGUCAACAAGAACAUUGCAUCUGUGGGCUUCCAUGAGGACGGCCGCUGGAUGUACACGGGUGGGGAGGACUGCACAGCCAGAAUAUGGGACCUCAGGUCCCGGAAUCUGCAGUGUCAGCGGAUCUUCCAGGUGAAUGCGCCCAUUAACUGUGUGUGCCUGCACCCCAACCAGGCGGAGCUUAUCGUGGGUGACCAGAGUGGAGCUAUUCAUAUCUGGGACUUGAAAACAGAUCACAAUGAGCAGCUAAUCCCCGAGCCUGAGGUCUCCAUCACAUCUGCCCACAUCGACCCCGAUGCCAGCUACAUGGCAGCAGUCAAUAGCACUGGAAACUGCUAUGUCUGGAAUCUGACGGGGGGCAUUGGUGACGAGGUGACUCAGCUCAUCCCCAAGACCAAGAUUCCUGCCCACACACGCUACGCCCUGCAGUGCCGCUUUAGCCCUGAUUCCACGCUCCUUGCCACCUGUUCAGCUGACCAGACUUGCAAGAUUUGGAGGACAUCCAACUUUUCCCUGAUGACAGAGCUGAGCAUCAGAAGUGGCAACCCUGGAGAGUCAUCUCGGGGCUGGAUGUGGGGCUGCGCCUUCUCAGGGGAUUCCCAGUACAUCGUCACUGCCUCUUCUGAUAACCUGGCCCGGCUCUGGUGUGUGGAGACGGGAGAGAUCAAGAGGGAGUACGGUGGCCACCAAAAGGCUGUUGUCUGCUUGGCCUUCAAUGACAGCGUGCUGGGCUAGCCUGUGCCCCUCAGGACUGCAGGCAACCAUCUGACAGCUAGGACUGCCUAGUGCACAUGGUACUGGCUGGAUGGACCUGCACAGCACCAGGUCAGAGUGAAACCCCCAGGCUAGCUUCUGCCAGCCCCAGCUAACCAGACCUGACUGGGCUCCCCUGGCUCCCCCGGCCAGUCUAAGCCUACUAGGCCAUCUGCCAUGGGGCUUUCUCAGCCCCCAGUUGCUUACCUGUACGUAACAGGGCUCAGGAGGCCACCGGAACCAGGCUGCAUGAGAUGGGCUAGGAUAGCCUACGUUCCCUUGAGAAAGUCUUAGACCCCAGGGCCUGGAGCUGCUAAAGCAGGGUCUGGGGCUGGUACCCCCUAAGCCAGUGCUAUCCUCUCUUCUCCCCUCUCCACCCACUUCAGGUCCUGAGGCCACAAGAGAACACCGCCACAGCCAUGUGGAAGGGUUUAUUAGUCUCUGCUACCUCCAUGGUGCUGGUGACCCAGCCAGCCUGCUAGACUGGGGAAUAGGAGCUGGGCUGGGCCAGGUCAGGGGGCUUAGUCUGGGAGGUAAUAAAAGCAGACCGACACGCA
This is a messenger RNA of Otolemur garnettii (small-eared galago), 1657 nucleotides long. It is a transcript of the gene MLST8, whose product is annotated as MTOR associated protein, LST8 homolog. Gene Ontology annotation, cellular component: TORC1 complex; TORC2 complex. The record is from RefSeq and is a predicted model, not a curated record. Gene Ontology annotation, molecular function: protein binding. The coding region runs from base 102 to 1082 and encodes 326 amino acids. NCBI's taxonomy places the organism in Eukaryota, Metazoa, Chordata, Mammalia, Primates, Galagidae. The transcript has 9 exons. Gene Ontology annotation, biological process: TOR signaling; regulation of actin cytoskeleton organization.